Messenger RNA from Bombina bombina (fire-bellied toad), 4684 nucleotides. RefSeq names its product tolloid like 2 (gene TLL2). Gene Ontology annotation, molecular function: calcium ion binding; serine-type endopeptidase activity; zinc ion binding. Gene Ontology annotation, biological process: proteolysis. Lineage: Eukaryota; Metazoa; Chordata; Amphibia; Anura; Bombinatoridae. Bases 259 to 3192 code for a protein of 977 amino acids. The record is from RefSeq and is a predicted model, not a curated record. The transcript has 20 exons.
UAGCUGAGGGAGCCGGUGCAGUAGCUGAGGGAGCCGGUGCAGAAGCUGAGGGAGCCGGUGCCAGUCCGGUGCAGGAGCUGAGGGAGCCGGUGCAGAAGCUGAGGAAGCCGGUGCCAGUCCGGUGCAGGAGCUGAGGGAGCCGGUGCAGGAGCUGAGGGAGCCGGUGCAGGAGCUGAGGGAGCCGGUGCAGAAGCUGAGGGAGCCGGUGCAGGAGCGGAACACGCCACACCUGGGUACCAUUCCUCACCCUGUGCCACCAUGUGCCCCCCCAGUUCUGUGCCCUGUGUGGGGCUUACUCUGAUCUGGGGGCUGCUGCUCGCCCACGGCCUGGACUAUGAUUUGGUCAUCGACGACCUGAUGGAGGAGGUCACUGAGCAAUUUGACUACAAGGACCCCUGCAAGGCCGCUGCUUACUGGGGCGAUAUCGCAUUAGAUGAGGAUGACCUGAAGUGGUUUUCUAUAAACCAAUCAAGGGGAUUCGGAAAACGUAAUCCUGGGCUCCCCGCAGGUGUAAAUGCUACAACUACACAAAAGCCAUUAACGACCCAAACGGUCCCAUCAUCUCUGCGUAUUAAUGAGCGAGUUCGCAGAGCUGCUACAUCCCGAACCGAAAGGAUAUGGCCUGGGGGUAUCAUACCGUACGUCAUUGGAGGCAACUUUACCGGUACACAGAGAGCAAUAUUUAAACAAGCCAUGAGACACUGGGAAAAAUACACGUGUGUCACGUUUGUAGAGAGAACCGACGAAGAGAGUUUUAUUGUAUUUACAUACAGGACAUGUGGCUGCUGUUCAUAUGUAGGUCGGCGAGGAGGAGGACCUCAGGCUAUAUCCAUAGGCAAAAACUGUGAUAAGUUUGGCAUCGUGGUUCAUGAGCUGGGUCAUGUGGUUGGUUUUUGGCAUGAGCACACACGGCCAGACCGAGAUGAUCAUGUGUCCAUCAUCCGAGAGAACAUUCAACAAGGGCAGGAAUACAACUUCUUGAAGAUGGAGCCAGGAGAAGUCAAUUCUCUGGGGGAGACCUAUGACUUUGAGAGUAUCAUGCACUAUGCCAGGAACACUUUCUCAAGAGGUGUAUUCCUGGACACUAUACUUCCUCGAAGAGAUGAUGCCUCAGUUCGCCCUACGAUUGGACAACGUGUAAGACUCAGCCAAGGAGACAUUGCACAGGCAAAGAAGCUAUACAAGUGCCCAGUUUGCGGAGAAACCUUGCAAGAUUCCAGUGGGAACUUUUCUGCACCGGGGUACCCGAGUGGCUAUGCCUCAUACACGCACUGCGUUUGGCGCAUAUCUGUUACGCCAGGAGAGAAGAUCAUAUUAAAUUUCACUACCAUGGAGCUGUUUAAAAGCCGCUUGUGUUGGUAUGAUUAUAUUGAGAUUCGUGAUGGUUACUGCAGGAAGGCGCCCUUACUAGGCAGAUUAUGUGGGGAUAAAGUUCCAGAACCAAUCAUUUCCACUGACAGUAAACUGUGGAUUGAAUUCAGAAGCAGCAGUAAUGUCUUGGGCAAAGGAUUCUUUGCUAUAUAUGAAGCUAUAUGUGGAGGAGAGAUCAAGAAGGAUUCAGGGCAGAUUCAAUCACCAAAUUAUCCUGAUGAUUAUCGCCCAUCCAAAGAGUGUGUCUGGAAAAUCACUGUGGCUGAGGGCUUUCUCGUAGGUCUCACUUUCCAAGCUUUUGAGAUUGAAAGGCACGACAGCUGUGCGUACGAUUACGUGGAAGUGCGCGAUGGCUCUUCAGAAGAAAGUACAUUAAUUGGUCAUUUUUGUGGAUAUGAAAAGCCAGAAGACAUUAAAUCAACCACAAAUAAGCUGUGGAUAAAAUUUGUCUCAGACGGAUCAAUCAACAAAGCAGGAUUUGCAGCCAAUUUCUUUAAAGAGGUGGAUGAAUGUGCACGGCCUGACAGCGGAGGAUGCGCACAGGGCUGCGUUAAUACUUUGGGCAGCUACAAAUGCGCUUGUGAUCCUGGCUUUGAGCUCACUGCAGACAAGAGAACGUGUGAAGCUGCAUGUGGCGGUUUUAUCACAAGCCUGAAUGGCACCAUAACCAGCCCAGGCUGGCCGAGGGAAUAUCCCACCAACAAGAACUGCGUGUGGCAAGUUGUGGCACCAGCCCAGUACACCAUUUCACUGCAGUUUGAAGUCUUUGAUCUUGAAGGAAAUGACGUUUGCAAGUACGACUACGUGGAGAUACGAAGUGGGCUGUCUUCAGAAUCUAAACUACAUGGAAAACUUUGUGGUUCUGAAAUCCCUGAAGUGAUCACAUCGCAGGGCAACAGCAUUCGUGUGGAGUUCAAAUCUGACAAUACAGUGUCAAAGAGAGGCUUCAAAGCCAACUUUUUCUCUGAUAAGGAUGAAUGUUCCAAGGACCAUGCGGGGUGCCAGCAUGAGUGUAUCAAUACGUUUGGCAGCUACGUGUGUCAGUGCCACAAUGGCUUUACUCUGCAUGAGAACGGACAUGAUUGUAAAGAAGCCGGCUGUGAGCACACACUAAUUAAUGCCGAGGGAACUAUUGUCAGCCCCAGCUACCCCGAUAAAUACCCCAGUCGCAAGGAAUGCACGUGGAACAUCACGGCCACUGCCGGUCACCGGGUCAGACUGGAGUUUAAUGAUUUUGAGAUUGAGCAGCACCAAGAAUGUGCGUACGACCACCUGGAGCUUUACGAUGGUCCCAACAGGAAGUUCCCUGUUCUUGGCCGUUUCUGUGGCAGUAAGAAGCCGGACCCUGUCAUUGCAACAACAAACCACAUGUUUCUCCGCUUCUACUCUGAUGCUUCAGUGCAAAGGAAAGGAUUUCAAGCAAAGUACGGUACAGAAUGUGGUGGGCACCUGAAGGCUGAAAUUCAAACAAAAGACCUCUAUUCCCAUGCCCAGAUUGGUGAUAACAAUUACCCAGUACAGUCAAAUUGUGACUGGGUCAUAGUAGCUGAAGAUGGUUAUGGAGUGGAAUUAAUCUUCCAGAUGUUUGAGAUUGAGGAAGAAGCGGAUUGUGGUUAUGACUAUGUGGAAAUCUACGAUGGUUAUGACAACACAGCUCCGAGACUGGGGAGAUUUUGUGGGUCGGGGCCCCCGGAGGAGAUUUUCUCGGCUGGAGACUCUCUAAUGAUUCGAUUUCACACAGACGACACGAUCAACAAGAAAGGUUUUCAUGCGCAAUACAGUAGCACAAAGUUUCAGGACGCUCUUCACAUGCGAAAGUGAUCUUUAUCUGCACGAUGACCAGAAACAAUUUCACUUGUGACUGUCUUAGGACUAUGAGACUGAUGCUGCGCAACGCGUUUCUGCGAUUUAAACUCAGUCUGCAAAUAUGGACGCAAAUGUAAUGGCAUACUGUACGGCGUGACUAUAGCAAGGACCAAAUACUGUACCUAUAUGAUAUAUGGAACUUGUAGUAUCCCUGUUCUCAGAGGCCUUCAGCAAGUGUUGUUAGGAAACCAUGUUGUCUACAAACUAUAAUGAAUGAUAUAAUUAUUUGUACAAUUAAAUGCUUCUGCCCGUGUGCCUCUCAUGGAGGUAUUAAAUCAGGCCCCCACUUAACCUCUUCACUGCCAGAGUGUGCUCAUUGGCUAUACCGGGCUGGAUUGUGAAACACGUUUUAAUUGUGACUAUUAUUUGCUUCAUGAAAAUACUGACUAUACUGAUAUUUUAUUCACAGUCUUUGUGCAUUUAUUUGCUAGAAAUAAUAUUUUUUUUAUAAAAGUCAAACUGCUGUUUUAACUGAUUAAUUACUCCUGUAUGUCCUGUGAAGUAUUGUCUGUAAUGUGAUAACGUCAUUUGUACACUGCGCAGCUGGGGAAGGGUUUAUUCUGUGACCUCGUGGGCAUGUGUGCCUGGGUCUUAUGUCAGUGCCAGCUUGGCUCCCCAGUCUGUAAUUUACAGUCAACUUUAUUUUUUUUUUAUAUAUACUUUUUAUUUAUGUAGCUUUAGCAACCUGCAAGUGUAAAUACUAUAUUUUAUAUGCAUCUAGCCGUGCAAUACUGAAGACUUUAGCUCCCACCCCCCCCUCUCUGUGAUAUUGUCAUCUGUCUAAUGCAGCUGCCCCAACGGUAUAUAGAGCACUGGUCACUUCUUCUGGAUCCCAAAAUAUAGCCCCAAUACACAAUGUUCCCAACCACUGGUACACCCAGUCCCCAAACAUCUCCCCUGAACCCCAAUUCUGUACCUUAAUACAUCACCCUCCCAUCCCCUAGUAGAGCACAUAGGUCCCCAGAACCCCAUUUAUGUAGCGCUUGCACCACAGCACCUCACAAACCCCCCAUUCUUCACUGUAUAUUGCCCAUUGUAUUUAGAACAGACCCCACUCCUGCAGUCCCUCUCUGAACUACUACAGCUCUGCCCAGACGUCUCUUCAGCGUUGCAGCAGUGCUUCUGGCUGCUGUACGGGAGCUCAGGGCCCUGUGCUGUACAAAAAAGAUAUUUAUGCUGUUGAAGAGCUGAGUUAUGUUUUUUUCAUGACAUUCUGACAUUUGAAUGUUCCAUUUGAUAUUUGAAACACAUGGGAAAAGCUGCACAGUGAGCCCAUCACUAUGCAGCAUGCUGUGUAAUAAGCACAAUUGGUAUUUUAUUAUAAGAGAAAUCACAGAGGUGCCACAUUUUGUCUCAAAUGGAAUAAUAUUGGCAUUUUUUACUAUAAUUUUAUAACCAUAUUUUUGCCACUUUAUUAACGAAAUGACAAUAAAAUGUUUUCACCAAG